AUGAAGAACGCUCCACACGUCUUGGGCGAAUUUGUCGACAAUUGGGAGCGAUUUGCAAAUAACAUUCUUCGCGGUGUCCCCACCAACAGUCAACUCACGCUUACUCUACUUCGCAUUGGUGAAGCAAACAAAACCCCCAUCCCGCCUGUGCCUACAUCUGACCCUGAAGACCGCGAUCAAAACCAAGCUGCAGAAGUAAACGAUGUUCCGCUCUCUGCUACUAAAGCUGAAGUAUCAGACGCUGUCUCCCCAUCCAGCACCAUAGAUAAGCCGUAUUCAGUGGAAGAGCAAGAAGACACUGCUCCCAAGCAUAAAAAGAUCUCCAAGAUCAUGCGCGUCUUGAAAGGCAACACAAAAGCGGCCGCCGAGACAGCGCUCGCGAUCGACCACGUACGCGCACACAUCGGCUCUGACAGGGCCAAAGGCCACCUCGGCGUGCUGCCCAAGACGAAAAAUCUCGUCUACGCCGGGCCGAGCGAGUACAAGGCCCGCUAUGACGGCAAGAAGGGUUGGGUAUACAUCACGGACUCGGUUGUGCGGUUCAGCACUAAAGAGCAUCAUGAUCAAUCCGCCCCCCUGAUUGAAAUUCCGCUCAAGUAUAUCAAACAGCUGAAGCGUGCCACGGCGUUUGCUGGGAAGGCCGCGGAGGUAGCCGCGGAUUGGGGAAUGGAGCAGGAGCUUCUGGGGAGUGUCGAGAUUGAUGAUGUAGAAGGAAAAGUCCACAGGUUUACGGCACUGCCUGAGAGAGACGAGCUUUUCAACCGUCUAGUGGCUAUUGGAGGACAUAAGUGGGUGAAUAUAUGA
Messenger RNA from Phaeoacremonium minimum UCRPA7, 804 nucleotides. RefSeq lists its product as hypothetical. Bases 1 to 804 code for a protein of 267 amino acids. The transcript is spliced from 2 exons. The record is from RefSeq and is a predicted model, not a curated record. Lineage: Eukaryota; Fungi; Ascomycota; Sordariomycetes; Togniniales; Togniniaceae.